Messenger RNA from Sciurus carolinensis (gray squirrel), 4035 nucleotides. It is a transcript of the gene Foxf1, whose product is annotated as forkhead box F1. Lineage: Eukaryota; Metazoa; Chordata; Mammalia; Rodentia; Sciuridae. The record is from RefSeq and is a predicted model, not a curated record. Gene Ontology annotation, biological process: regulation of transcription by RNA polymerase II; animal organ morphogenesis. The transcript is spliced from 2 exons. Gene Ontology annotation, cellular component: nucleus. Bases 1387 to 2523 code for a protein of 378 amino acids. Gene Ontology annotation, molecular function: DNA-binding transcription factor activity, RNA polymerase II-specific; RNA polymerase II cis-regulatory region sequence-specific DNA binding.
ACUGGGCUACCCGUGAGUUCGGAUCAGAGCGUGAUGUGCGUUUGCGUGAGAGUGCGAACUUAAGCUCCCACCGGCCUACUAGGUGUGCUUGAGCGCGCGCAUUAAUGGGCGUCCACAUGCCCGGCGCUGUGAGCUUAAGUGGGCACGCACGGCGCAUGUGGGUCUGCGUCUGCGUGAUUUACUGGCUCUUCGUGUGCACGGUGAACGUACGAGUGUGCUGUGUGGGCGCUAGCACCCGCGUGUGUGCGUGCAAGACGAAUGAGUGAGCCGGGCUGCUGUUCUGGGAACCUGUGGGGUUGUGCACUCGCCCAGGUCCGGCCUGCCUGCGACGCCGGACACAAAGUGACCUCGACCAGUCCUGAGCUUUCGUUUUCCGCCCGCGCUCGGCCCGGGGCAGCUGGCCGCCCGCUCGCGCACUGCUGGGCGAGUCCGAAAACUCCCGGGCGCGGCGCAGUCCUUCCCGGGGCGGGGAGAGUUAGGUAGGCGGUCCCUCGCGGGAACUUACGCCGUCCCGCCGCGGGGUCUCGGAGCCAAGCCCGCUCUGCCCGCGAUGGUCGCGACCCGGAGGCCUCUACUGCUCCAGCAGUUGCCAUUUGCCCCCGGGCUGUGCGGGUCGGGGAAGGCCUGGGGCCCCGGGCUGGUUUCCCGCGGCGCCGCCCGAGCCUAGAAGGCGGGGGCCUGCCCGCAACGGGGCCGAGCGGCGGGCGGAGGGCACAGUAACACUUGCUCGCCAGGUUGGUGGAGGCGGGGCGGUUCCGCGGGCGGCUGCGGGGCGGUGGAGGUGGGGCCUUUAAGCGCCCACCGCCGCGGGGCCGGAGGAGGCAGCGAGGGGAGGGACUCCUGGGGGGUCUUACUCGGCCCGCGUGACACCGCGGAGCGGAGACGCAGUGAAAGCGGCCUGGGAGGGAGUCGGUGGAGCCGAGCGCCGCGGGCGGCGGGGACAGAGCGCCGCUCCCGGCCGGGGCGCACGCCCGCAGGCCCUGGAGGUGGUGCCUCCCCCGAAAGCCGGGGGGAGCUUCCUCGCCGCCUCCGCCCGGCGGCCCUCGGCCUCCGCUCGGCUCCUUCCCCUGUGGGAGGGCGAGAGAGAAAGAGGGAGGAGAGAGGAGUGGGGGAGGAGGGAGCCGAGGGAGAGGGGCUCUGAGCCAACCGCGGCGGAUCCAGCAGCUCCUCCGGGAGGGCGGGCGGGCGGGGGCGGGCGCGCCAGGCGCGCUCGGGAGAAGUGGCCGCCGAUGACGGCAGAGGUGCAGCCAGCCCCGCGCGCGCAGCCCCCUCCCCCCCCGCCCUCCUCCCCCUCCUCCUCUUCCUCCUCCUCCUCCUCCUCCUCCUCCCGGCUCCUCGGCGGCGCAGAGCAGCGGCGGCAGCGGCGGCGGCGGCAGCAGCCACCCGAUGUCUUCGGCGCCCGAGAAGCAGCAGCCACCGCACGGCGGCGGCGGCGGCGGCGCGGGCGGCGGCGCGGCCAUGGACCCCGCGUUGUCCGGCCCGUCCAAAGCCAAGAAGACGAACGCCGGCAUCCGGCGCCCGGAGAAGCCGCCCUACUCGUACAUCGCGCUCAUCGUCAUGGCCAUCCAGAGCUCGCCCACCAAGCGCCUGACGCUCAGCGAGAUCUACCAGUUCCUGCAGAGCCGCUUCCCUUUCUUCCGCGGCUCCUACCAGGGCUGGAAGAACUCCGUGCGCCACAACCUCUCGCUCAACGAGUGCUUCAUCAAGCUGCCCAAGGGCCUCGGGCGGCCGGGCAAGGGCCACUACUGGACCAUCGACCCGGCCAGCGAGUUCAUGUUCGAGGAGGGCUCCUUUCGGCGGCGGCCGCGCGGCUUCCGAAGGAAGUGCCAGGCGCUGAAGCCCAUGUACAGCAUGAUGAACGGGCUGGGCUUCAACCACCUCCCGGACACCUAUGGCUUCCAGGGCUCCACCGGCGGCCUCUCGUGUCCGCCCAACAGCCUGGCGCUGGAGGGCGGCCUGGGCAUGAUGAACGGCCACUUGCCGGGCAACGUGGACGGCAUGGCUCUGCCCAGUCACUCGGUGCCUCACCUGCCCUCCAACGGCGGCCACUCGUACAUGGGCAGCUGUGGCGGCGCGGCCGCUGGCGAGUACCCGCACCACGAGAGCUCGGUGCCGGCCUCCCCACUGUUGCCCGCCACCGCCAGCGGGGUCAUGGAGCCACACGCCGUCUACUCGGGUUCUGCCGCUGCCUGGCCGCCCUCGGCCUCCGCGGCGCUCAACAGCGGAGCCUCCUACAUCAAGCAGCAGCCCUUGUCCCCCUGCAACCCCGCGGCCACCCCGUUAUCCGGCAGCCUCUCCACGCACUCCCUGGACCAGCCAUAUCUGCACCAGAACAGUCACAACGCCCCGGCCGAGCUGCAAGGCAUCCCGCGGUAUCAUUCCCAGUCGCCCAGCAUGUGUGACCGAAAGGAGUUCGUCUUCUCUUUCAACGCCAUGGCGUCCUCGUCCAUGCACUCAGCCAGCGGAGGCUCCUACUACCACCAGCAGGUCACCUACCAAGACAUCAAGCCCUGCGUGAUGUGAGGCUGCGGCCCACCGGGCGCUCCGGGCCGGGCUGGCGGGCCCAGGGACCUCGGAGCCCACCGCAAGGAACUGCUUUAUUCUCGAGGUAUAACUUCGGCAGAAAAACGGGGUUGGCCCCUCCCCAACCGGAUUAUUUGGAAAGAAGUCCCCAAUGCCGGCGGGCGCCUGCUGCUGUCGCCGUCAGCGGCUCCUGCCCCUCGCUCUCGGCGGGGUUUCGAAGGCCAUCCCGGGCCUGCUGGGACUGCGGCGGCGGCCAGCCGGGCGCGGUCUGUCCUGCGAAGGCGCUGCGCUGCCGAGGGCGCCCGACACCCAGAGUUCUGCUGAGGUCCCCGCCCGGCCCCGCGGGGCGGACUUUGAGGUGAAAGGCAGACGUGAGACCAGGCAUUAUCAAAUACUUUUAUUUUUUGGUUGAGUAUUUAUCUUUUUAUUUUUAACUUCUUUGAAAGAAUGUCUUGGAAUGCAGGUCUCCCUCCAGAGCCGCUAGCGUGGGGAGGCAGGGGACAGGACGCCUUCUGCCUCCCCACCCAGAAGUCUCCUCCAGCGACCGCAGGUGGAUCUGGGCGCCAGUACCUUGCGUCGCCGAGGCCACUGUUCGUCUUCAAGAGAAAACAGGAGCCAAGAAGCAAGCGGCAGCCCGGCCUCUGCGGGCCCUUCCACGACCUCUUCCUUCUCGCCAUUCUGUUUUGUUUUGAAUUUCAUUUUUACCUUUUCGGUGGGUAUUUUCUCUCUCCCGAGCUCUACUGUAAACUUUCUGGUCCGAGAGCGAGGUUAACACCGCGACCGAGGCCCGGGAGGGAGGCCGGCCGCGCUCUCCGCACUGCGGUGACGCAGAAAGGUUAAGGCACUUUGAAGCUCCAGCCAGGCUCAAGCUGUUAUUUAUUCUCCUCUCGCCCCAGCACUCCACACGCCGCCGGGCUCCUCCGUUUAUCAGUAUUAAUGGUGUAACUUUGUUGGCAAUAUUUGCCGUGUAGAUUUUUUUUUUUUUAGAUAUCCAUUGUAAAUUUGAAACAAAGACCGAUCCAUGUAAAAACAAAUUUCCAUAUGUUUUAUAUAAAUAUAUAUAAUAUGAAGGACUGUCCCCCUUUUUAGUAUUUGGGCUGCUGGUCUGCAGCAUGUGACACGUAUUUUAAAUUUACUUCUGCACUGUAUAAAACAACAAUUUGAGGAUGUUUUUGCCUUUUGUGUAUUUUUUCCUAAAAAAAGAACAAAAAUAAAAAUGUAUAACAUUUGUAUAUGGCCUUUAAAAUUGUAUCAACUAGAAAUAAAAUCACAUGGAUAUUUUAUUGGGAUUGGGAUUACAGAAUAUCUUCCGUGUCCCAAACGUUGGAAGGUUUUGGAUCUCUAGACCUUGCAAAAUUUAAAAUCUGGGUAAUUCAGAAUACUUUUUUCCUUUUGUUUUUCUUUUUUUCUUUUCCUUUUUCUUUCUUUUCACCAGUCCUCGCUUACUUUCACAUUGCAGUAAAAUGUGAACGAGGGUGACUAUUUUUCUGGGCUUCUGUUUUUAAAGAAGAA